Molecule: messenger RNA, 426 nt
Organism: Pediculus humanus corporis (human body louse)
Lineage: Eukaryota; Metazoa; Arthropoda; Insecta; Psocodea; Pediculidae
Exons: 3
Coding region: 1-426 (141 amino acids)
Source: RefSeq, a predicted model, not a curated record
AUGACAAAUCUUGAAAAUGGAGAAUCAGUUAAACAUGAGGAUUUUGAAAUAGUCAAAUCAGAAGAUUAUCCUCAUGAUUGGCUGAACAGACUCCCUACUAGUGGAAACACUACAGAUAUUGUUAGGAAGAUAACUGUAAGGCAUCAAAAUUUAUUUAAUCAUAAGCCACCAUUAGGUUUUGCAACGCUUCUUUGGUUUUGGGAACCAACCGUUCAAGAAGAUGUUUGGAGAAUUUUCAAAAGGCCAAUAAAAUUAAACAAAGAUGCUGUGGAUUAUUUUCCUUACAUGGCGGAUAUGGGAUUUGUUACACGAUCAGUUUAUUCUGUCAGGAUGAAUCCAGGUCUUCAUGCUCUUUAUCAGGUGAUUUAUUGUGCCAAUGGAAUUCAUAGAGGAUUGAUUCAUCUAAAGGUAGGGAUAUUAGUUUAG